Messenger RNA from Clarias gariepinus (North African catfish), 668 nucleotides. RefSeq names its product ATPase H+ transporting V0 subunit e1 (gene atp6v0e1). NCBI's taxonomy places the organism in Eukaryota, Metazoa, Chordata, Actinopteri, Siluriformes, Clariidae. The transcript is spliced from 4 exons. Gene Ontology annotation, molecular function: proton-transporting ATPase activity, rotational mechanism. Gene Ontology annotation, cellular component: proton-transporting V-type ATPase, V0 domain. The coding region runs from base 134 to 379 and encodes 81 amino acids. Gene Ontology annotation, biological process: proton transmembrane transport. The record is from RefSeq and is a predicted model, not a curated record.
CACCUACCGCCUGGAGUCACGUGACCGACACUGGCUGCUGUUGUGAAGUUUGUGGAAGUUUGGUGAAACCUGCUACAGAGCUUCUUAUUCCAUUAAAACUACUCUCCUUCUACUUGGUUAAAGAAAGCAAACAAUGGCGGAAACGUCUUUUGUAAUCUCAAUUAUCGUAAUGACGGUGUUUUGGGGCAUUGUUGGAGGAGUGUUGCCGUGUUUUAUUCCUAAAGGACCAAAUAGAGGGGUUAUUGUGGUUAUGCUGGUCCUAACUGCAGUUUGCUGCUACCUCUUCUGGCUGAUUGCUAUUCUGGCCCAGCUGAACCCGCUGCUUGGGCCCACACUCAGCAAUGACACCAUAUGGUACCUCUAUCAUCACUGGAAUUAAUUUUUAAUCAUAUGCUCCUUGUCUAACGGAUGUGUGUAUAUGGACAAACAUUCCUUUCAUUUUCUCACAAAAGAAAAAUGGAAUCCUUGCAGUGCCUGGAUCUGAAGUUCAAUCGUCUUUUGAUUGAAAUAAUGUACAACCCGAACAAAUUUUUUUGUUGCUGUUGUUUUUAUGUUUCUAUCCAAUGCCAAAACCCCAUGUCCUUGUUUGUGGUUCUGUUAAUGUGUUUACAUGAUCUUUUUGUAUUUAUGUAACUGAAAGGUGGAAUAAAGAUCUUUAGAUGAUGUAA